CUCGUGACCUGGUGACCCACGGCACCGCUUCCCAAGCGAACCCAGAUCGACGGGCGCUUCUUCUGUUCCUCUCGCAAACGAGCACAACGCAAAACGUCUCGUAGGUAGUGCAAGUGCACCUUCUCAGAGUGUAGUGUUGUCCCUUGCCGAAUUUCGUACGCUGGAAAUUGCCCCAUGCACCAUGUUGAGGUCGUUUCUCGUUGGAUUAGUUGCCUGUAUGGCCUUUGCCGAUGGGCAGAUCAAGUCGUCAUUUUCAUGUGAAGGAAGAGUAUCUGGAUACUAUGCUGAUGUUGGUACUGGCUGUCAGGUGUACCACAUGUGCGAUGGCCUCGGCCGCAGGUUCAGCUUCACCUGUCCCAACGCCACGUUGUUCCAGCAGAGAAUGCUCAUCUGCGACCAUUGGUUCAUGGUGAAUUGCAGCAGGUCCGAGAGCGACUACGGUGCAAACCUGUUGAUAGGUCAGAAAGAGACGCCUUUCGUUGGGGAAACGGGACUGAGUUCAUUUCAACGCACUCCAAGACCUGACUACACCGCCAUCAAACUUGACCAAACCAAGGGCAUCUUCCAAAGGGCACCAGAACCAUCGGAAGACUCCAACCUGAUCCCCGUCAACUCCGAGGAGCAGAACAAUGUACCGACUAGUUGGUCAACUGAAUACUUAAGGCCUGAUCCAACGGUCGAUCCCACGAGACGUCAAGACCAGCAAACGCGAGGUACAGAAAAGACGAGUAGUGCCACUCUUGAAAAUAGACUUAACAAUGGGGCGGAUAGAGGAAACAGUGGUCAAGAAGUCAAGACGGCUACCUACAAACCAAUAGUGAACUUCCAGUCCAAUUACAAAGCAACAACUCCAGUUUAUCCUCAAACUGUGGACGAAACACUGAAAAUGAAAGACUUGGACUUGGUUCCUCCCAAAACUCAACCGGUGGUGACAAGGAUCGAGGACAUAAAUAAUCUACAGAGCACGGAAUACAGACAUGAAGAAGAUACGUCGGUACCUGUAAAUUUCGAGUCUCACUUCAAGGCCACAACUCCAGUGUAUCCAACAUUCGUCGACGAUUCCCUAAAGUUGGUCAACUUGGAACUGUCACCGCCCAUCUUGCACUCACAGAACGAGAAUGUUAUCUUGGAUGAUAAAACACAGAAAUUAGAAGCGAAUAGUCCGGUUGUAGUGAAUUUCGAAUCAAGAUUCAAGGCUACCACUCCGGUGUAUCCGAAAUUCGUUGAAGAUGCGUUGAAAUUGAACGACUUGGAUCUGUUACCACCCUCAUCUGUUAUAGGCCGAAGGAGAGAGGAAGAAGAAGCGAAGGUUAACUUUGUUUCAAAUUUUAAGGCCACAACACCAGUGUACCCUUCAUCAGUUGAAGCCACUUCUCCCUUACCAGAUGGGGUUGGUUUGUUGCCGCCCUUGGAGGAUGUUCCGAAGCAAAACCAACAAUUCACCGAGACCACGACAAGAAGAUCGGUAAAUUUCGAAUCCAACUUCGAAGCCACAGUUCCCAACUAUCCACAAUCUGUUGAAGCCACAUCGCCACUACCAGAUGAAGUCGGUUUGCUACCUCCGAGCAGGAACGACGUAUCGGGAAGAUUCCUCAAUUUUCAACCCAAGGAUGACACCGACAAUCAGGGUCGACCCGAAGAAGAAGAACAAGCUAAACAACCUGUGGUUUUCUAUGAACCUCCGCUGUUCGAAACGGGCUACGUGAAUCCGAACGGAGCUUUGGCGAGUUACCAGAGCAACUAUAAUCACGUGAUAUCGCCGAAAAUCGACGAUUGGAACGCUUUGAGACGCAGAUUUUCCGUGCCCGACUUCGAUUUUCCAUUAGAUUCGGAAGUGAAAAGGGCGUCAUACGAAAGUGAUCGAAGUUCGUUUCAGCCGAGACCUGCAGGUUCGCAAGUAAGGUGAUUUUAUUCUAUGGUUCGAUACCGUGAUUUUCAGACUUGGAAAGAGUGAAUGAGGGUAGAGUCAUGGGUGGGUUCGAAAAUAGCUCCGUGAAAUACUAUGUGCCAAAACUAGGACUCGGGGUAUAAUUUUUUUUACAACAUUUUGUGUUACAACAACAGCAUUGAUUUGAUGCAAUGUCACAGGAGUGAUAUCCAACGAACAGAAGAGCCCAUAACGAAUCAGCAAAUUUCAUAAUUUAUUGUUUGUUUCUUUUUCGAUAUCUAGAUUUCCAUAGGUGAAUAAAAUUAACUUUUCUGCGGGAAUUCGAACUCCAAACCUGUUUGGAUUUCUAGUCAUACAAUAAAUUAUGUAUAACCGAUA
Molecule: messenger RNA, 2266 nt
Organism: Coccinella septempunctata (seven-spotted ladybird)
Lineage: Eukaryota; Metazoa; Arthropoda; Insecta; Coleoptera; Coccinellidae
Gene: js
Exons: 3
Coding region: 182-1906 (574 amino acids)
Cellular component (GO): extracellular region
Molecular function (GO): chitin binding
Source: RefSeq, a predicted model, not a curated record